AUGGUGUCACAUAUUUUCCUGGGUAUCAGCAUCCAUCCAUUCUUCCAGUUAUCCGGGCCGGGUCAUGGGGUGAAGAAAGCCAAGCUCCACGGGCCUCCAGACAAAUUCAACGCCUAUGUGACUUUAAAGGUUCAGAAUGUGAAGAGCACAACCAUCACGGUCCGAGGGGACCAGCCGUGCUGGGAGCAAGACUUCAUGUUUGAGAUCAGUCAUCUGGAGUCUGGUCUGGUGGUGGAGCUGUGGAACAAAGGUUUGAUCUGGGACACAAUGAUCGGCACAGCACUGAUACCCCUCAGCUCCAUUCGACAGUCUGACGAGGAGGGACCGGGAGAAUGGACUUCUUUGGACUCUGAGGUAUUAAUGAGGGAGGACGAGAUCUGCGGUACCACCAACCCAACUCCACACCAAGUGCUGCUGGACACUCGCUUUGAGUUGCCCUUUGAUAUCCCUGAAGACGAAGCUCAGUACUGGACCAGCAAACUGAAGGGGAUUAACAUGCAGAUACAUGAUGAGUAUCCACUACACGAAGAGGUCCAAAGAAGAAGAAUGCCAUCUGUGCCUUCCCAGUGCUGCAGUUGGAGUUAUUUUGGAUGGAGUGACCAACAGACUUUUGAUGACCAUGAUAGUGCAGUGGAUGAUCGGGACAGUGACUACCGCAGCGAAACUGGAAACAGACCUCCACGGUUCCACAACACUUCCCAAACAAAUUCUUCAGUGCAUCAGUACCCCAUAGGGCGCAGGGUUCAUCAUCAAGCCCUGUCAAAGGAGUCGGUGCAAAGCUAUGAGCUAGACUAUAGAGAAAUGAGGGGACCCAGCCCACCAGACAGCAGUCACUUUGAUUCAUCAGGUAACCUCAGCCCAGUCAGCUCCCAGCUGAGCUCUGAGCCUGACGAGCGCCGACAUCUAGAGUCCUGCCACCCCAGUAAGCUUCAUCCUCCUCUCCAGAGCCAGCCGUCCAACUGGAACAAGGAAGAGGAAGAUGUUGAGAAAGAGGUGUAUGCACUACCAGAGCCCGGUUCUAAGAAAGAUUUAAAGGAUUCUUCGGGCUUCCUUCCUAAACCAACCUUGGACAACUACAAUAAUAAGAGUCAGACAAAAAUCUGUUUUUCCGAAGAUGGUCCUCCACCCUGCUCUCCAGCCAAAGUUCGCUGGCUGAAGGCAUACAACAAAGUGAGAGUGAAGCUACACGAGAGCCGAGAACAAGAUGGUGACCUCAGCAAGCACCCAUGGGCCAAGCCAGGGGGGAACACACCGUUUGGUAUUGACAGCAUGCCAGAUCUCCGCAAAAGGAGGCCCAUUCCCCUCGUUAGUGAACUGGCGAUGUCUAUGAUACAGUCCAGGAAAGCUGGCCUCGCCCACACACUGGCCACACGGACCUCCCUGAAAGAUGAAGAGCUCAAAAACCACGUAUACAAAAAGACCGUCCAGGCACUCAUCUACCCCAUCUCCUGCACCACACCACACAAUUUUGAGGUGUGGACCGCCACCACGCCCACUUACUGCUAUGAGUGUGAGGGUCUGCUGUGGGGCAUCGCCCGGCAGGGUAUGCGCUGUGCAGAGUGUGGGGUCAAGGUGCACGAGAAAUGCCAAGAGCUCCUAAACGCUGACUGCCUGCAGAGAGCAGCCGAGAAGAGCUCCAAGACUGGGGCAGAGGACCGGACGCAGCACAUCAUCAUGGCCAUGAAAGACCGGAUGAAGAUCCGCGAGAGGAACAAGCCAGAGAUCUUUGAGGAGAUCCGUAAAGUGUUCGACGUCUCCAAGAUGGUCCACACCCAGAACAUGAAGGGCAUUAAGCAGAGUGUCCUGGAUGGCACUUCCAAGUGGUCAGCCAAGAUCACCAUCAAUGUUGUCAGUGCCCAGGGUCUCCAGGCCAAGGACAGGACCGGUUCCAGUGAUCCUUAUGUGACCAUCCAAGUGGGUAAAACCAAGAAGAGAACGAAGACGAUCUACGGCAACCUGAACCCAGUCUGGGAGGAAAAGUUUAGCUUCGAGUGCCACAACUCGUCAGAUCGUAUCAAACUGCGGGUUUGGGACGAGGACGAUGACAUCAAGUCACGAGUAAAGCAGCGUCUGAAGAGGGAGUCAGACGACUUCCUGGGUCAGAGUAUCAUCGAGGUCCGAACACUCAGUGGAGAGAUGGACGUGUGGUAUAACCUGGAAAAGAGAACGGACAAGUCGGCGGUGUCGGGUGCCAUCCGUCUACAGAUCAGUGUGGAGAUCGAGGGAGAGGAGAAGGUGGCACCCUACCAUGUGCAGUACACGUGCCUUCAUGAGAAUAUGUUUCACUUUACGACGGAUGUGGAGGCAGGAGGCGUGGUGAAGAUCCCCGCUGCUCAGGGAGACGACGCAUGGAAGGUUUACUUCGAUGAAGUGCAACAGGAAAUUGUGGAUGAGUUUGCGAUGCGUUACGGCAUCGAGUCCAUCUACCAGGCCAUGAUCCAUUUCUCUUGCCUGUCCUCUAAGUACAUGCUGUCAGGGGUGCCGGCAGUGAUGAGCACCCUGCUGGCCAACAUCAAUGCCUUCUACGCCCACCCCACCGCCUCCACUAACGUCUCUGCUCCAGCCAGAUUUGCAGCCUCCAACUUCGGGAAGGACCGUUUCGUGAAGCUCCUGGAUCAGCUGCACAACUCCCUGCGUAUCGAUCUCUCCAUAUACAGAAAUAAUUUUCCAGCCAGCAGCAAGGCUCGCCUCAGUGAUCUCAAAUCGACUGUGGAUCUUCUCACCAGCAUCACGUUCUUCAGAAUGAAGGUCUUGGAACUGCAGAGUCCUCCCCGGGCAGCCAAUGUGGUUCGGGAUUGCGUCAAGGCCUGUCUGAACUCCACCUACGAGUACAUCUUUAACAACUGUCUGGAACUCUUCAACCGCCAAUUUCAACCCGCCGUCCAAGCACCUGAGCCAGACAAGAAAAAGAAGAAGAAGAAGGAAAAAGCAGAGGGAGAGGAAGCUGAAGAAGAUGAUGAAGAAGAUGAGGAGGAAGAGGAAGAAGAAGAAGAGGAAGAGGAGAAGAAGAAGGACGAGAGCCAACCGGAGGAACAGGGCCCGAGCAUCCAGAAUCUGGACUUCUGGCCUAAACUCAUCACACUCAUUGUGUCCAUCAUUGAGGAAGAUAAGAACUCGUACACACCCGUCAUUAACCAGUUUCCUCAGGAGCUCAAUGUGGGUAAAGUCAGCGCAGAGGUCAUGUGGGUGCUCUUUGCUCAAGACAUGAAGUAUGCCCUAGAGGAGCAUGAGAAGCAUAAGCUCUGUAAGACUGCAGACUACAUGAACCUGCACUUUAAGGUCAAGUGGCUGUACAACGAGUACGUUCAGGACCUGCCUGCCUUCAAAGACGCUGUUCCCGAGUACCCUGCAUGGUUUCUCCAGUUUGUCCUUGCCUGGCUCGCUGAGAACGAGGAGGUAUCCAUGGAGUUUAUGCAUGGAGCGCUGGAGAGAGACAAGAGAGAAGGGUUUCAACAGACAUCUGAGCACGCUCUGUUCUCCAGCUCGGUGGUGGACAUCUUCACUCAGCUCAACCAGAGCUUUGAGAUCAUCAAGAAACUGGACUGCCCCGACCCCACCGUGGUGGUGCAUUAUAACAGACGCUUUGCCAAGACGAUCACCAAAGUGCUGCUUCAGUACUCUGCUCUGCUUGCCAAGAGUUUUCCCUCCUACUGUGAGAAGGAGAAGAUACCGUGCGUGCUGAUGAAUAACAUCCAGCAGAUGAGGGUCCUUCUGGAGAAGAUGUUUGAGUCGAUGGGAGCAAAACAGACUGAAGCUCCCACUGCAACAAUGAAGCUGGAUACUGAGGCGGCCGACAUCCUCAACGAUCUGCAGGUGAAGCUCAGCACCGUCCUGGACAACUUCAGCACCGUGUUUGCCAAGAGCUUCCAGACUCGCAUUAAUGGCUGCAUGCGUCAGAUGGCUGAGAUUCUCUACCAGAUGAAAGGCCCCCCCAACCACAGCACCGCAGAGGCAGACGCUGACACCAUGCUGAGGCCCCUCAUGGAAUUUCUGGAUGGGAAUCUCAGUGUCUUUGCUGACAUCUGCGAGAAGACGGUGCUGAAGAGGAUCUUAAAGGAUCUAUGGAAGAUCGUCCUGAGCAGCCUGGAGAAGACCGUCGUGCUUCCUCAGAGCAACGACAGCUUGGGCGCUCAGCUCCUCACAGCAGCUAAAGGACUUUCUAAUCUCAAGGGAGGAGGUGAGGCCAAAACUCUGACGCCCAAACAGUGUAUAAUUAUUGAUGCAGGGCUGGAGUCAAUCAAGCAAUACUUCCAUGCAGGAGGAAACGGGCUGAAGAAGGCGUUCGUGGAGAAAAGUCCCGAACUGGCAUCUCUGCGUUACGCCCUCUCCCUCUACUCCCAGAGCACCGACGCUCUCAUCAAGACCUUUGUCACCACGCAGCACUCCCAGGUGCAUGAUGGGAUGGGCAUCAGAAUCACUGCCAAUGAGAAGAUUAGACCUGACAGGGGUUCAGGGGUGGAGAAGCCAAUCGGAGAGGCCGUGCUGCAGAUCGACAUGCUGCUCAGCAAAGAGCGCAAGGUCAACGUCAAAGUCAUCGCCGUGAACGACAUGAAGUGGCAGACGUCUGGGAUGUUUCGGCCUUUCGUUGACGUCUCCAUGGUCGGUCCGUUCCUGGCUGACAAGAAGCGCAAGUUCACCACAAAAUCCAAGAACAACAGCUGGACGGCGAAGUUCAACGAGGCUUUCCAGUUCGUCCUGGGUAAAGAAUCCCCCGACUGCUACGAGCUCCAGGUGACGGUGAAGGAUUACUGUUUCGGACGGGCGGACCGGGUGGUCGGCAUGGCGGUCGUUCAGCUGCGUGACGUGGCCGACCGCAAGAGCUGCGUGUGCUGGUGUCCCCUCGGGCCGCGCAUUCACACUGAUGAGACGGGCAUGACCGUGAUGCGUAUCCUGUCCCAGCGUCCUACCGACGAGGUGGCCAAGGAGUUCGUCAAGCUGAAAUCUGAAACUCGUCCCGCGGAGGAGGGCAGAUGAGCAGAAAUGGUGAAACGUGAUGGCGAUCGAGCUUCAGAAGCACGGCUUUGUCUGUUUUCUGUGAGCAACAUUCACCUUCAUCCUUAACUCACGCAGACCCUGAAGUCUUCUGACUGAUGACACCGUACACUAAAGCAGCUCCAUCACAGUUACAACUACAGAGAAAUGUAUUUUGAUUUCAAAAUGUUAAAAAAAAUAUUUUUCAUAGCACCGGUUUACAGCAACAAUCCUCUCAAGGAUUUUACAUUGUAAGGUUAAAAACGCGGGGAUUUUUUAAAGAGAAUCCCGAUGAUCCGGCCGAGCCUCCGAGCAGUUUCUUGGCAAAGAUGGAGAGAAAAAAAAAACUUCUUUUAAGAGGAAGAAACUUCUGAAAACUAGUUCUCAGGAAGGGCAGCCAUCUGCUUUGUAGGUUCAGGUGAGGAGCAGCGUAGCGUAGCAUUAAUUAUCUUUGCAUUCUUUCUUUUUUCUUUUUGUCAUUUUAUAUUUUAUUCAUCUGCAGCUAAAUCUGGAUAAAAUCAUUCUGACCUUCAAAUACCACAGAGAUACCUGACUGCACACGAACAGACCUGAACAGUAACUUCUGAUUACUUUUAACAGGAGAUUAUUAAGUUUAGAAGACAGACCACAACUCAUUCAAUUCAAUUCAGUUUUAUUUAUAUAGCACAACAAACAGUCGCCUCAAGGCGCUUUGUAUUGUAGGUAAAGACCCAAAACCCAACAGUCAAAACGAGCAAGCAUCUCAUACACUCACCUUCAGGUCAUACAUAGAUAAAUGUCUUCCUGCAUUUACAUUUUUUUCUGAUUUAUUCCCUCUUUCUUUCUCAUUGGCACCAGGGCAACCCCUGCCAAUCCUCAGUGAGGCCUGCCCCAAAAAUCUUUACUCACCAUCUGUCCAUCAUCCCCUAUAAAUAUUGUCUAAUUGUGUUUAAGGUUGUAGGCAAUUCAUCUCAAUUUAAUUCAUCUCAGUUCAGUUUAAUUUAUAGAGCACCAAAUCACAACAAAAGUGGCCUCAAGGUGCUUUAUGUUGUAAGAUAAAGAACUACAAUAAUACAGAGAGAACACAACAAUCA
This is a messenger RNA of Archocentrus centrarchus (flier cichlid), 6044 nucleotides long. It is a transcript of the gene unc13ba, whose product is annotated as unc-13 homolog Ba (C. elegans). NCBI's taxonomy places the organism in Eukaryota, Metazoa, Chordata, Actinopteri, Cichliformes, Cichlidae. The record is from RefSeq and is a predicted model, not a curated record. Bases 1 to 4974 code for a protein of 1657 amino acids. Gene Ontology annotation, molecular function: syntaxin-1 binding; diacylglycerol binding; calmodulin binding. Gene Ontology annotation, biological process: synaptic transmission, glutamatergic; dense core granule priming; synaptic vesicle priming. Gene Ontology annotation, cellular component: plasma membrane; presynaptic active zone cytoplasmic component; synaptic vesicle membrane. The transcript is spliced from 43 exons.